Pseudomassariella vexata is the source of this 1893-nucleotide messenger RNA. RefSeq lists its product as uncharacterized. Gene Ontology annotation, biological process: proteolysis. Lineage: Eukaryota; Fungi; Ascomycota; Sordariomycetes; Amphisphaeriales; Pseudomassariaceae. Gene Ontology annotation, molecular function: ATP binding; cysteine-type peptidase activity; ATP hydrolysis activity. The record is from RefSeq and is a predicted model, not a curated record. The coding region runs from base 1 to 1893 and encodes 630 amino acids. The transcript is spliced from 2 exons.
AUGCGAUGGAGCGAGUUCGCCGUCGUGGACGAUGACGAGGACGACCUCGCCGAUCGAACCUCAACAGUGCCCAUUAUCCACCGCCACAUCUACGUCAACAAGCACUGGGUCACCACCUCGAUCACCGUCCAAGACCAAGCCAUGCGAACGGUCCUCCUCGAUGUGCUGGCCAAGUACCAAGAUCUCGACCCGGAGCUAGAGAGUUGGACUUUCGAACCACCCUUCAUGCCGCUCGUCCAUCGCUGGGAAGAUCUAAAGGCCUACCAGGCCGAAUCUCCCGCCGGUGCAUUGAGAAAUGCGGCAUCCGCGCUGCUCGCCUUCCUUACACCCAUCGUCGCUUCGUCGGUCGUGUCCCUCGCCAAGACUAGGAAGACGGGCAAAGUCAACUUCGACAACGUGUGGCAAAUCUUCCCGCCCAGCUCGCUUGUCGUGACCAAAUUCUUCGGCGUCGACGCCGUGUGCCGUGUGCUCAAGUACCGCAAGCGGCCCGAGGACCGGUGCGGCAACCCCGCGGCCUGGGUCAUCGACAUGGAAUAUGUGGACUGGAACGGCGAGAACUGCGGUUACACCACCACGACGCUGACCAUCUGGGAUUUCGAAGGGUUCCGUCGUGUGAUCGGGUUGCCAGUCUUCCCCAUCUCGUUCCUGCCCGAUGUGGAGACGACCAAGGCGGCUCUCAUCGAGCGCGGCCGCAAGUUUGAGAGACUUAGGGGUUACAAUUUCAUGCUUUCCAACGGGACCAAGGUCCUCCUCGAAAGCGAAAAGCCGGAGCAGCGACCUGUGGCGGGAAAGGUUUGUGUGGAUGCAUACGCCUACUACGGCAGCUGCAACAUCGUCAAGCCCAAGCUACGCACGCUGUUCCCCGAGGACGACGGGGAUAACCCCGACGCCGCAAUGGAAGAUGCCGAGCUAUCCGACACACCCUACGAGACCAACUUCUCCAUCGCGCCGGUCGAGGCCGUGUCGGCAGCCAAGGGCCCGGCCGAGCGAACCGAGGACCUCCGCCCUCUCACAGACGAACACUGUCUUUUGAGCACCCCCUGGAUGAAGGGCUUCGAUCUAAAAUCCAAGGACUGGUGCGAGCUCCGCAUCGACGACCUCCAGGACAUGGCCUGGAAUGACGAGGCCUUCGAGAAGCUCGUGCUUCCCGGCGGCGAGAAGGACCUCGCCUGGGCGUUUGUCGAGAAUAAGAGUCUGUCCAAGGCCGGCUUCGACGACUUCAUCCCCGAUAAGGGACGCGGACUCAUUAUUCUCAUGUUCGGUCCGCCUGGUGUCGGGAAGACUUUUACGGCGGAGGCGGUCGCCGAGCGGUCCAGAGUUCCGCUAUACUCUAUGAGCGCGGGUGAUUUGGGAACGCAGCCUUCGGAUGUGGAGAAGGCGCUUGAGCGGGCGCUGGAGUUGUGUCGUAUGUGGAAUGCCAUGUUGCUUCUCGACGAAGCGGAUGUAUUUCUUGGCGCUCGCACCAACGAAAGUCUUGCGAGAAAUGAGCUUGUGUCUAUCUUUCUAAGGCAACUCGAAUACUACCAAGGCAUCCUGUUCCUGACCACCAACCGCAUUUCGAGCAUUGACCACGCCUUUCAAUCCCGCGUUGAUCUCUUCCUCCCCUACCACGACCUCACCCCCAAAGCCCGCCGCACUGUUUGGGACAACUUCAUCACGCGUGCCGGACGAGAUAAAUUCGAUCUCGACGAAGAGGCGCUGCAGAAAUUGGCUCGGCUUGAUCUCAACGGGCGCGAGAUUAAGAACCUCAUUAAGAGCGCGCAACUGCUUAGCUUGAAGAGUGGCGGCAAGGUGCCUAUGGAUCGACUGUAUAUGUUGGCUGAUAAGCGCGUACAGGCCUUGGCAAUGCUGGAGGACGAAUGUCCAGAAACGAAGCGCCGGAGGGUGGAUUAG